Hypanus sabinus (Atlantic stingray) is the source of this 3082-nucleotide messenger RNA. RefSeq names its product RPA1 related single stranded DNA binding protein (gene radx). NCBI's taxonomy places the organism in Eukaryota, Metazoa, Chordata, Chondrichthyes, Myliobatiformes, Dasyatidae. Bases 85 to 2847 code for a protein of 920 amino acids. The record is from RefSeq and is a predicted model, not a curated record. Gene Ontology annotation, biological process: regulation of DNA repair. Gene Ontology annotation, cellular component: replication fork. The transcript is spliced from 18 exons. Gene Ontology annotation, molecular function: single-stranded DNA binding.
UACAGGAGGUACUAUAGUUCGCGCAUUUGACCAUUAAACACAAACGCUCGACUUGUGACGUUAGAAUGCAAACAUCAAUGAGGAAUGAAUAUUGGGGCUGAUCGGGAGGAGACUGUGAUGUCAGCACAUUUGUGCACCGCUUCAUCUUCCAGCGAUACAUUCGAUUCUGCUGCAUAUCAACAACGUUCCUCCAGCAUCUCCAGAUUCCUCCUCCGCCUCGUAUCCUCUGUCACCCUGAGGUUGGCCGGUAUCUCCGAAUUUCUUUACGUAUUGGCUGUACAGCGUUACCUGGGAGAACCAGCCAGUGAAAGCGGUGGCGAGCACCCCCCCACCUACCUGUACGACGUGACUGUGACUAACGGCGCCUGUCGGGUGAAGGGUCACCUGUCGCCCAGGCUGAACCCACUGGUGCAGCGGAACCGCCUGAGAGCGGGCUGCGGAGUCCGCCUGGCCCGCUGCAGCCUGGUGUAUGACGAAAAGAGGCUGGGAUACUGCUUCCUGCAGAUCGAUGAGCUGGAGCUGGAACUGGAGCCCGGUGCCGGGCAGCGUGCUUGCCAGCUGGACCCCAGUGCCCUCAGCGAUGCCUCCCUCCCUGACCUCACCACCAGCCAGAGGGGCCGGGAUCUGAUGACCACCCUGCAGUCGAAAACCCCGCUGAGGGGUGGGCGGGCUCACUAUUUACCCUUGUGGAAUAACACCGACCCCUAUGGUGCAGAAUGGAACUCCAAACAACUUCCUACCUCAGAGGUUCCCCUCCAUGGUUGCAGACUCGUCUCUCUCCAACACUUGGCCAGGACUUGGAGGAUGCGAUUCGAGUUUCCCCACCUUCUGGUCCGCGUGAUGUACAAGUCCCGGUUGCGCUAUUACGGACGCCCUGGCACCAAGGUGGACUUUCCGUAUCAGGCCUACUUGGAAGUAGCAGACCAGUCAGGCAUGAUGUCGGUGGUCCUGUGGAACUCGAUGUGUCGAGAGUGGUACCAGUCCUUGCACGUUGGCACAGUGCUCCUCCUUCAUCGCUACUCCGUCAAGCAGAGUUACCAGAGAAGAACCUGGGCCAUGCCGUGUGACCAGCAGUUGCAGAGCUAUCGGUCAGUAGAGAUCUGCCUCAACCCACGGGAGCCUCACACAGAAAUCCAGAUUAUACCAACGAAGCAAGUCAAGGCAGAGUGGAGACUGCCUGAUAUCAAGUACAAUUUCGUCACGAGAGUGGAACUGGAUAAACUCCCAGAUGCUUACACGUGUGAUGUUAUUGGAGUCGUGACCUUUGUGGGAAGGUGUCAAAGAAGAAGAAAGGAAGAGGGCAGCGAAGAUUUCUACCUGUACCGCUGGGUACACGCUGUAGAUGGCAGCACCCAGCAACCUUUCAUCCUUGAAAUAUUUGCAACUUCACAGCCUGAAACUUUUCAACAAAUUCACCCAAUGACGUACCUGGUGUGCACCCAGAUGAGAGUGGUUCGAGAUUUCACAGUUCCCUACCUCACAACUUCCAACGAAAGCCAGAUAUCCAUCACAGGGCACCACAAAGGACAGCGGUACACUCAGGACCCGAAGGUGCAGCACUUCAUUCAGUGGGUGAAAGGGCAGCAUGAGAAGGACCUGCUGAGGAAGUCGGUCAUUGGUGGCCAUUACUCAUUUCCCCCAGCACCCCGCCUCUUCCAGGAUUACUGCAAAAAUCUCAAUGCUGAGGUUGUCUUGACCUCCACAAGUGACCUGAUGAAGGUGAUUACGGGUCUGCAUUACAGGGAGCAUCGGCGGAUUACGUUGCAGGCAAUCAUUGCUGCCGUCCGAUUCAUCAGACACACAGCGUCGGGAAACGGAACUGAUCACGUGCAGAAUGCUGCCAGUAAUGCAGGCCUGUCAUUGAAGGAAGGCCACGCUUUCCCACAGACGUCUUUGGAGCCAGUCCGACUGACGGACCAUCCGGCGGAACGUUUAAAGCAGCCAGAAAAGAGGCUUCAGACUGUGCAGGCCAAGGGGCGCCAAAAGUGCAGGUCACUGGUAUUGAAUAACUACGUAUUAAGACACAGGUAUCACUUGAGGGAUUUACAGAAGACUAACAGGAACAAAAGGCGACCCUCCAGGGUGAAGUUGCCGAACACAGCUGCCAUUCUGAGGAAGAGGAAUAAGGCGAGGAAAACAAAUGCCCGAUUACUGAAGAGGAGGGCAUCUGAUCAGGAUGCUGAUGACUCUGUGAAUGACAAGGGACCUUCUCAAGGUGCAGAGGAGCCUGUGGCAGCCAACAGAGAUGAAAAUGAGAGGACUACAGAGACUGAUACAGAUUGCUCCUCUCAAUAUGCCUGGCAAAGUGCUGUGUGGCCAGAGAUCAGGGGACACCUGUCAGCCCACUUACACUUUGGCCAGCUCCUUCCCGAGACCGUUCCACGGAAAUUUGACUAUAGACACAGAGACUUUCUGAAGCAGCAGUACAACCUCCAGGCUGCCGAGUACAAGCCAGCUCCGGACAACACCAGGAUGGACCUUCAGGGAUUUGGACCAGCGUCCAACCACGGCUACUACUGUGUGACGUUAGUUGGUGUCAAUCGCCAGGUAGCAGCUGAUGUUGUGUUUCUCCCAGCCCUGAAGAGCCAUGAGGGGCUCUGCACCUCGUGUCUACCGAUGGAAAGCCAUGACAACAGCUUUGCUUCCAUUCUGGCCAGUGGAUACGUCUGUGAUCAGGAACCUACGAACAAUAAUCAGACAGGACAGGUGUCUGCCUCUCCAGAUCACAUAGUAAGAACGGCCGCUGAGUUGGACAACCUGCACGUCGUCUGUGUCCUUGACCUUUGUCAUCACGGUGGCGACAAAUCUGAAGUGAUUUUGAACAAAAUAUACCAAGUGUCUGACUGAAGCCAGCAGUGCCUCUAUCACAACUCCAAUUCUGGAAUAUCCAUUCUCCGCUCAUAGAUUCCAGACCAUAAUCCAGUUACUACUUUUUCCUAACCACCUCAAUAUAAUUUUCAAAAAGUGUGCAGCAAUAUUUUAUAUGAUGUGAUUUGUUUUUUUUUGUAUAUGUGUGUCUGUAUGUAUUUCAACUGUAAUAACACAAAUAAAUCUCUGGAUUAAAUACAGCAACCAAGCAUGA